UUCUAGCCAUAGCAUAUCUGUUUGUGUCUUGAUUCCUGAAUUCAUUUGGAUAUUGGUUUACUAGAGGAUGAACUACUAAUGUGCCUUGUUCUGGUUCGUAAAGAAUGGCUUUGAGCAGUUUUGGUCUAGAUCUGUUCCUGGUAACUUUAGACUUAGAGGCUGUUUGGCGGUUGUUUUGCCAUUUCUGAAAAUUGUUUUUAAGCACUGUAAUCAGCAGCUUGCAGAUGUUGAAGUUCAAUCAAGUGUUCACAGCCCUCAGAACAACUUCAAUUAUGAAAAUCAAACCACCGUUAGAACAAACUAAAAAUAAAAAAAGAGAAUUUUUCAAACAAUCUAUACAAUUUGAUAAAUAUUUUCAAGGAGACAUCAGUUGCCUAUGGUAAUGGGUGAGGUGGUGCGAGAUAAUUUGCAACUGUCACUUGGUCAACCACCUCCAAAGAGGCUCUUGCCUUGGUUGCCUUCAAGCUGCAUAUUGUAUUUAGUUUUUUCCCAAGUAGAUUUGACUAAAAUAUGGUAUAUCACUUGUUCUCUCUUGAGGGUCAACCCAAUUUACUGAAUGAAAAGUUUAUGUGUAUUUUAGUACAUUUGACUCGGAUAUCCUCUUCGACAUUGCUACAUUGUCACAAAAAAUAUAGAUAUUUAUGCACAAUCAUGUAUAUGUUACAAUGAGUUCUUGUACCUAUUAUACAUUAUACUAUGUUAUUUUUCUGAUCUGAAAAAAUGUUCCUCCACUCAGACUUGGCCAUUUGUAUGAAUCUCGCAAUUAGUCAAGCAAGAAACUUUGCGUCAUAGGCUAUCUCGCGUGUCAAAAUUAAUGGAUGUAUUACUGAUGGCCAUUAUUAUUAAGCUAAUGCGUGUUAUGUAUGAACUUUGCUCCUACAUUAUAUGACCAAGUUGGUAGUAUUUUUGUGAUGACAGUUUACAGUUGAUAAAUAACUUAACUUAUAAAUAUUGGAAAUGGACUUUAAAGAAACAUAUACAUUGGAACUGGAAGUUUCUUAGUUUAACUAUCUACAAAAAUUCUAUAUAUAUAUAUAUAAUAAAAUAGGAUGAAUGAUCAAUAGGUUUAACCACUAGUAUUCAGUUUUGUUUGGAUUACUUAGGCCUUGUUAAAAGGGGCCAUGUCAGAAUUUAUAUAAAUGUAGCAAACUCGGAGGUGCUAAUUCAAGUGUUGGAUACAACGUCCGCAAGGCAAUUCUGCUGUCGGAAAUUCCCCUAAAGUAGAGGCUGUUCUCAUUUGCAUUUGGUGCUCUACAAUAUGAUCUAGCAUCAUCCAGCAUAUGGAGAUGAAAGAUGGCAACAUUUGUUGAGUUUUUGGUCGGGGUUCCAAAAAAUUGUUGAGAAAAGAAGAGCGUAUUUUUUAAAUCCUAAACCGCCUUGGCCAGCAUUUUCUUUGGUGCAGGAUUUUCUUCGCAUAUUCAUAAUCAUCUUCUUGGAUAAGGAUGGCUAUUCAGAAUUGAGUUUUCUGCCUGUGACGAGCUUCCUCGUCUUGUUUCCAAGAAGAUUCAUACUGAUCCUCAAUGGCACUACCAUCUUACAUUUUCCUCAGGCACUUUGCUUUCCAUUCCUCAUGACUUUUGCAUGCCUACAAUUUCAGACAUUGUUUCAUGCUUGAAACAUUGUCGACCUCAACUGAGGCUGCAGAAUAGAUGGAGAAGGCACUCUCUAUUUGUAGACCUACCAUGUGACAUCCUGUUUUGGAUUAUUGCUCCUUGACACCACUUAGUUCAUGACACAAGGUUUUGCUUUUAUAUACAUGGAGGAUGAGAGAGAUGCUGAGGAUGCUAUCCGUGCACUCGACCGGAGAGAAUUUGGCCGAAAGGGUCGCAGACUACGUGUUGAGUGGACCAAACAAGAGCGUGGCAUUAGAAGACCAGGUGGUGGUGGAGGUGGAGGUGGUUCGAGGAGAUCCUCUACUAAUACAAGACCUUCAAAGACUUUAUUUGUUAUCAACUUUGACCCAUAUCAUACUAGGACAAGGGAUUUGGAGAGGCACUUCGAUCCUUAUGGUAAGAUAUUGAGUGUAAGGAUUCGACGGAAUUUUGCAUUCGUCCAGUAUGAAUUGCAGGAGGAUGCCACUAGAGCAUUGGAGCUUACAAACAUGAGCAAAUUGAUGGAUCGAGUGAUUUCGGUGGAAUAUGCUGUUCGAGAUGAUGACGAGAAAAGAAAUGGGUACAGUCCUGAUAGGAAUCGUGAUAGAUCUCCUGAUAGAAAGCGGCGAUCCCCAAGUCCCUAUAGAAGAGAGCGAGGAAGCCCUGAUUACGGCAAUGGUAUUACCCGCAGUCCAUACAGGAGACAAAGGGCCAGUCCUGAUUAUGGGAGUCGUCGUAGUCCAAGUCCUUAUCAGAGAAACAGGGACUCUCCUGAUUAUGGCCGUGGUCGUAGCCCCAAUCAUAGUCCUUAUAGACGGGAGAGAGAGAGAUCAAGUGACCAUGUUAGGCCCCCUAGCCAUAGCCCCCCUCCUCAUCAGAGGGAAAGAGCAAACGAUGACCGAGUCCACAACCGAAGUCGCAGUCCUUACGGGAGAGAAAGGGGGAGCCCUACUGAUGGACGUGGUGCCAGCUAUAGUCCUCCUCGUGAUAUAGAGAGGUCAAACCCUGACAAUGGUCACGAGCAGCGGCUAAAUACAGUGGCAGAACCUGGGGAUAGCCCCAGUUAUGGUGGGACUCAGAGCCCAACGCAUCGGGGAUAUAACAGCCGUUCACCCCAAGCAGAGGAAUGAUGAUCCAGAAAGUGAAGUGAAGUGAAUGUUGCUCUCAAUUUGCUCCCGACUAUGUUAGCUGUAUAAUCAGUAUCAGCGGCCUAAACAUGUAUUUUAAGGAUACCGUUUUAUGAUUUCCAAAUACACUUAUGGUUCGGGUUCUAGCGAUUCUAAGGACAUGCUGUUACCAAAUUUAAGUUAGCAAUCAUAAUAUUUAGCACCUCUGAUGAUACA
Messenger RNA from Momordica charantia (bitter melon), 2935 nucleotides. Its product is annotated as serine/arginine-rich splicing factor RS40. NCBI's taxonomy places the organism in Eukaryota, Viridiplantae, Streptophyta, Magnoliopsida, Cucurbitales, Cucurbitaceae. Gene Ontology annotation, molecular function: RNA binding. The record is from RefSeq and is a predicted model, not a curated record.